CUUGGUGAAAACUCUUGACUACUGCAAGCAGCAUCAUUCUAAAGAUUGUCCAUCUCUUUGUGAUCGCAUUUUCCGACUUUUAAUCCCCACAUAUUGCCAUCAAUUGCUAUCUAGGGAAGGCAUCAUUGGGAUUUAAAGGUGCCAUUCCGGACACUACCUAACCUUGAAAAAAGCUGCGAGAAAAACAGCGAAUACCCGAACGAAGCAAGUCCACCAGCAUGGCCACCGUAAUACGCCUGAAGAGAAGAGUUGAUGAAGAUCCGUUGAACGCGUUCGUGCUGAACUGUAAACGGCAACGAGUGGAAGGUUCUACGGUGGAUCAGGAAUCGAAUGCAACCGCGGAGGAAGGUUCAUCGACUAUUCUGAAGUUUGCAGGCACAUUCACAAAGGCGGAAGGAAUCGCAUCGCACCUACAAAACAUUCACAAAGAUCAAGCAAAGGAUGCGGUUUCGCGUGUGCAUCGACCGAACAUUACGCCCCGCAAUCGGCUGGCUACGAAGCAGAACGCACAAAACAGUCGAUUCAAAAUCGUCAACUGCACCCGCUCGAUCACGAAUGCUGAGAACGAACUGACCGAAACGGCCAUCCCAACCACGAUCGUCGACGUCGAGCGGGACGAUGUCGGGCUGGAGGAGGUCGUAGUUACAGCCGGCACCGAGUCAGAGCAGCAAGCAUUGAUCACACCAGCUGCGCCACAACCCGCCUCGAUGGUCAACAGGCAGGCCGCACAAGAACAGCCACAAGAGCCGUUUGGAGAAGGACAGUAUUCGUAUGAAAACGGUGUGCAUUACGUGUACGAUCUGUACGUGGCGGACACGAGCCAGAAUGUCACGCACAUUCCCUACUUCAGCGGCAAUCUGGACGAGCUCAGCAUCAUGGCAUGUGACGACCCACUGUACUCGUCGCACCGUGGCCUCGAUUCGGACGAUUCGAGCGAUGCCGAUUCGGAGGACUCGAACGCGGAGGACAACUGGCGGAACGACUAUCCGGAUGAGGAAAAUCCCGCAGACGACCAGAGCAUCGGAGAGGACGAUAUGCUGCGGGCGGUCGAAGAACUCGAUUUGGAUGGUGAGCGAGAGCUUUCGUCAGACGAUGAUUAUGUACGAUACGACGUGGAUGGCGAGGAGAACGGGUUUGCCUAUCCGCGGGACGAUGGAGUUCUCUACACGGACGAGGAGGAAGACUCGGACAGUGACGCGGAGGGCGUGGAUCGGGAGGAUGUGCGCCGGUACGGUACGGCGUACGCCCGGUAUAAGGCGCGCAUUCUUCGCGAGGAUGCCCGUGGCGUUGAUGGAAGCAGUACCUCCAGCUCGGAAGAAAACUUUGAUCUUUAUGACUAAAAUCGUCAACAGGAUUCUUACAAAUAAACUAUCAAAA
Anopheles coustani is the source of this 1377-nucleotide messenger RNA. RefSeq names its product probable RNA polymerase II nuclear localization protein SLC7A6OS (gene fs(2)ltoPP43). Bases 219 to 1340 code for a protein of 373 amino acids. The transcript is spliced from 6 exons. NCBI's taxonomy places the organism in Eukaryota, Metazoa, Arthropoda, Insecta, Diptera, Culicidae. Gene Ontology annotation, biological process: developmental process. The record is from RefSeq and is a predicted model, not a curated record.